AUGACUGUUGUUCAGUUUUAUUCUGUCCCCUCUCUCUCCCUCUCCUUUUCUCUCUCUCUCUUCAUUUUUGCUCCUUUCCCUUUUUUUAAAAAAAUUUCUCUUCUAUUUUUAUUUUUUUUUAACUUAUCAGCUUACUUGAUAUUUUUACAUUCUCUUUGUCUUUCUGCCUUCUCUCUUUGUCUUUCUGCCUUCUCUCUUUGUCUUUCUGUCUUCUCUCUGUCUUUCUGCCUUCUCUCUUUGUCUUUCUGCCUUCUCCCUUUGUCUUUCUGCCUUCUCUCUUUGUCUUUCUGCCUUCUCUCUUUGUCUCUUAUUAUUUCUCGUGUCUCCCUCUUCUCUCUCAUUCUCUUUGUCAAUCCCUUUUUCACUCUUUCUUUGUCACUCUCUUUUUGCUUUUCACUCUGCUUAUCUUUAGUUUCUCAUACACACUUUUUUGUCCUCUCCCCUCUCUCUCUUUAA
Molecule: messenger RNA, 456 nt
Organism: Acanthosepion pharaonis
Lineage: Eukaryota; Metazoa; Mollusca; Cephalopoda; Sepiida; Sepiidae
Source: the annotation of a GenBank genome assembly